Molecule: messenger RNA, 6116 nt
Organism: Oryzias latipes (Japanese medaka)
Lineage: Eukaryota; Metazoa; Chordata; Actinopteri; Beloniformes; Adrianichthyidae
Gene: ebf1a
Product: EBF transcription factor 1a
Biological process (GO): regulation of DNA-templated transcription
Molecular function (GO): DNA-binding transcription factor activity; DNA binding
Source: RefSeq, a predicted model, not a curated record
UACUUGAUUUUGUUUUCCUUUUUGCUAUUUCAUUAGAUUGUUUUGGAUUGUAAAUCUCCAAAUUCAGAUUUUGUGUUGGAUUCAGUGUCCAAUCCCCCAAGAUUUAUGUAAUGCAUCUAAUUAAAGCUGAUUUUCAAGCAGCGGGCUGUAGCUGACAAACAUGCGCAACGGCUGCCAGGCUUCUUGGUGAGCUGAAACUUUCUUAAACUCAUAAUCUGCCAUAGUUGAUACUCUGAAUGAGCGCUUGCUCCGCACACUUGAUUUGGCUCUUCUUAGUAAACACACCAGAUUUCUUUUAAAAUGUUUGGAAGGAUUGCUUUUUUUCCUGAAAAGAAAAAGUUUUCAUAUUUAAAACAGUUCAAUUGUUAUUUUUGUAGAUUGUAAAUUAGUUUGAAACUUCAAACAUUAUUAAAUUUGAAAUAAACUGUUUUUCUAAAAGUUUCCUCUAUUCUUUUCAGAAACUAAAAUCAAACGAAAUUAAAACAAUUCCUCUUCAUUCUUGCAUUUUUUAAUAGUUCAAUUGAUGUCUAGUUACGCUCUCAAUGUUUCUCUGUUGCAAAUCUUUCCGAAAACAUGCAGCCUCGCUGGAUUCAAACGAAUGUCCUCCCUUGAGUUGGUUUUUCUAGUCAAUAACUGCGUUAAUCGCCUUCUCUAAAGGCCGUUAACGCGCGCAAAGAAGGGCGCACACACUUCCACGUGCGCGCGCAGUCUGUGCGCGUCUUCCAGCAAAGUGGCUGGGGCGGGACAAGGCGGGGACAGCGAGCAGCGCGCUGGUCGGGGUUGGUGGGCAGCUGAUUGUCCGCGUCAUUAGCCGCGCUUGAGGGCGUUCCUGUUGGCCGUGAAGACCACGCCCCCUGCUCCGGUACUUUUUCUUCUGUUUGGCAUCCCAGAGAUGGUCCAAAGUGAUUCCUCAGGGAAGAAAAGAGUGCAAAGCACACUCGCAGGAGCUGACAAGCCGCUGUUACCCAGGACCGCCUCUUAAUUGCGCGUAAUCUUCCGUUUCAUUCAUCCAAGCUGAGAGGAAGACUUUGUAAAUAGAAGCAGCAGAGGACGAGAGACGCCUCAUCGUGGUUUAUCUUCAAGCAGUGGACUGUUUCAAGCAGAAAUUGACAGUUUCCUAGUGUUUUUGUCAGCUGCACCUUGAUCCGAGGGACUGUCGUCAACUCUGCCUCCCCGCGCUUCCCCUUUUAUCGUUGCUCUUCUUCAUAUCUGCUGCCUCCCCUUCUUAUUCUUGUGGAGUCGCUGACAUGAGACGCUGCUGUAGCCCCGGAUGCUGACAGCUCCCCUUUUUCCCCUUCUGCAUGUCACAUCUUUUGUUUACUUUGAGAGGCACGCGUGCGUCUAAACACCAAGUGAAAUAGACCGCACCACUUUGCUCCGGUGACAGCGCGAUCAAACAGUCGCAGGAGAAGGGGAGGCCGGGGGAGGGAGCGAAAGAGAGAAAAGGAGGGAACCCAGGAGAGGAGGAUAGAGACACAUAGAAGAGAGAGAGAGAGAAAAAAACAGAGAGAGCGCAAAGGUGCGUUUUGAUGUUUGGCAUCCACGAGAGCAUCCAGAGGAGCGGGAGUAGUAUGAAAGAAGAGCCCAUGGUGGCCGGCAUGAACGCGGUUCGGACAUGGAUGCAGGGCGCCGGAGUGCUGGACGCCAACACAGCCGCCCAAAGCGGAGUGGGUCUCGCUCGGGCACACUUUGAGAAGCAGCCGCCCUCCAACCUCCGCAAGUCCAACUUCUUCCACUUCGUCCUGGCUUUAUACGACAGACAGGGUCAGCCCGUGGAAAUAGAGAGGACCACCUUUGUAGACUUUGUGGAAAAAGAAAAGGAAACGACUGGGGAAAAGACCAACAAUGGGAUCCAUUACAGACUCCAGCUCCUCUACAGUAACGGGAUCCGGACAGAGCAGGACUUGUAUGUUCGGCUCAUUGACUCCAUGACUAAACAGGCAAUUGUUUAUGAGGGCCAGGAUAAAAAUCCGGAGAUGUGUCGGGUUCUGCUGACCCAUGAGAUCAUGUGCAGUCGGUGUUGUGAUAAGAAGAGCUGCGGCAACAGGAACGAGACCCCAUCAGACCCUGUCAUCAUCGACAGGUUCUUCCUCAAGUUCUUCCUGAAGUGCAACCAGAACUGCCUGAAGAAUGCAGGGAACCCCCGAGACAUGAGGCGUUUUCAGGUGGUAGUGUCAACUACGGUGAGCGUGGAGGGUCAUGUCCUGGCUGUCUCUGACAACAUGUUUGUGCACAACAAUUCAAAACAUGGGCGCCGAGCUCGAAGACUGGACCCUUCAGAAGGAACACCGUCUUACCUGGAACAUGCAACCCCAAGCAUCAAAGCCAUCAGCCCCAGCGAAGGCUGGACCACAGGGGGCGCAACAGUCAUCAUCAUUGGAGACAACUUCUUUGAUGGCCUUCAAGUAAUAUUUGGAACCAUGCUAGUCUGGAGUGAGUUGAUCACUCCUCACGCCAUCCGUGUGCAGACCCCGCCCAGGCACAUCCCAGGGGUGGUGGAAGUCACGCUGUCCUACAAAUCCAAACAGUUCUGCAAAGGAACACCUGGGCGCUUCAUUUACACAGCCCUGAACGAGCCAACUAUAGACUAUGGCUUCCAGAGAUUACAGAAGGUCAUCCCAAGACACCCUGGAGACCAAGAGAGAUUACCCAAGGAGGUGAUUUUGAAGAGAGCAGCAGACCUGGUAGAGGCCUUGUACGGGAUGCCUCAUAACAACCAGGAAAUGAUUCUAAAACGAGCAGCUGACAUCGCAGAAGCCCUCUACACAACAGUGCCACGAGGGCACAACCAGCUCGCGGGUCUUGGCAGCAGCUCCGUCCACGCUGGCAUGAUGGCCGUAAACUCGUUCACUGGGUCAGAGGUGGCGCAAACAGCCAAUCAGGGUUUUAAUAGGAGUACGAGCAGUGUGUCCCCUCAUGGUUAUGUCCCCAGCUCCACUCCCCAGCAGAGUAGCUACAGCACUGUCUCCACUAGCAUGAAUGGCUAUGCUAACUCUGGCAUGGCAACUCUGGGCACUUCGCCCAACUUCCUCAAUGGAUCUGCAGGCAACUCGCCCUACGCUAUCGUCCCGUCCAGCCCCACCAUGGCAUCCUCGACUAGCCUGCCCUCCAACUGCAGCAGCUCCUCCGGCAUCUUCUCUUUUUCUCCCGCCAACAUGGUUUCUGCUGCCGUCAAGCAGAAGAGCGCCUUCGCCCCCGUUGUUCGACCCCAAAACUCCCCUCCGCCAACCUGCACCAGCACUAAUGCUAACAGCCUGCAAGAUCAGUCUUUUGUGGACUCUAGCAAGUACUCAUCAGCCAGCUCUCUGCAGGGCCUGGCCUUCUCCUGAACGAUCCCUGGAAUGAUCGUUCCGCCCAUGUAGAGGAUCUGGGGUAGCUGGAGAUUUGGGAAUGCUGAGAGGAAAAGACGCAGUAGCAGGAUCUGGCGAGUCUCUGUUGUGCUCUGGAGCUGAAAUGACUGAAGUCAAGAUAAGACUGUUAAACUCAGGCCUUUCUAACUGAAUUUCAUCGGAAGGGACAUGGGAGAAAGAAAAAAAAAAGAGGACAAUAUGAACUUUUGUGAUGUUGUUUCCCUUUUGGUUGAUUUAGCGCAGCUUCACUGACACAGCGAUGGAUGGAGUACAUAGACUGAUAGUUCGCCCACAGUGUGACAUUGACCUCAUGAACAAAAAGCAUUUAUUUAUCCUUCUGUCUCCACCUGUAAUGUUUGUGUUUGAUUGCUGGAGGCCCCUACACCCUUCCAGAACACAUUUAUGAAGUUUAUCCAAUGCCUCAUUUUGACUCACAAAAACCAACACUGCGUGAACAGAACAACAGCACAUGCCACAAAGAAACACUGAGAAGAGCAAAAUCCACCCCUAACUUUUGCUGCUAAUUAUCACAUAAAUCUAAAACUAAACAGUUGCUCAAAAUCACCCAGCAUUGUUUCAGCGUUGCAAACUAUGCCUUCCUUCUUUGUUCUUCUCAUUUGGUUUGUUUGUUUGUUGGAAUUUGGAAAAAAACUGUGAGGAUUGAGCUGUUUGCAAUAUGUGUUUCUGCUUGUCACAUAAGGAGAAAAGGCAAAAAAUGUUGUUUUGCCUUAGUAGACCUUUUGUCUAAAAAUUUUAAAGACUUGAAAAAGCCAGAAGAUGCGUGUUCAGCCAGCACUGUACUGAAGGAGCCUAGCAAUGAUCAAAUUAGAGUAAAUAACGUGAUAUAUGUGAUCUAUUUUUGUACAUAAAAAAAGCCAAUUUUUCAUUUCCCAUCUCUUUUUUUUGCCAUAGCUACAGUUUGAAAUGUAUACAAUUAAUGUCUUAAGGCAGCUUCUCAGUACAGACGAUAGAUUUACAGUGUGUGGUCAAUAUCUCAUCCACUGAACACGGAAAACAUGGAUUUGGAUUCAAAAAUGGGGAUUCCUGUAAAUUAUCCUAUAAAUAGUGUAUUUAUCCCUUGCAUUUGUACAUUGACUCAACCUUGUUUAGUUGUGUUGUGUAUGUUUAAAACAGUAAGUGAACUGUUUUUUUUGUUUUUUAUGUACUGUUGUUUCCCACUAUUUAAAUGCAACUUUUUAAAUCUCCCUUUUUAUGUUGUUUUCAUUUGUUGAUUCAAAACAUGCCAUUGUCUAUUUUUGUAUUAUUUGUAAGUUAAUAAAAAAAAAACUUUUUUGUUCUUAUAAAAAUGAUCAUUGUAUGGCAAAAAGUAGCAUCUUAUUCAGAGUAUUUGGUUGAAGUAGAUUUUUGAAGAAUAUAAACAUACAUUAAUAUAUACUGUAAAUCUAUAUCUUUUGGUUUAAUUUUUUAAGGCUUUCUGAAUGAUGCUCUUCUAGAACUGAUAAUAUGCAUGGGUUCUUCUCUGUGUGUGAAAGCCAGAAGAACUUUAAAAACACUUUGAUUUAUCUUUUGUGUGUUUUUUCCUUUUUUUUCGCCCUCUGUUCUUUCUUUUGUCGUUUCUGCCUGCUUACUUACUGUAUCUAUAUACUUUUUUUUUCUUUUUUUAUGUCACUGUAAUCUUUACCAGCAGUCUAGAUGCCUUAACAAUGCAAAUUCAUUCUUCAUUCAAUCACGUGUACAGUUUUCUAGCCUCACCACAAUUGUCUAUUGCCACAGGAAUUCAUGAGAACUUGGGGAGAAGCACAAACCCACUCUGUUUGGUGCUGCAGCCAGACUAGAAUACAAAGAGCCAUAAUUCAACAAUCACAAAUCCCCGCGUACUAUAAUGCUACAGCAACAGCACCCUUUGAAAGGAAGUCAGCGCAGCCUGACUGUUUUGUUUGCCGCACAUCAGUUUUCAUAGAUACACUUUUAUUGACAAUGUGUAGCCGUUUUUCUUCAUUUCUUGACUCAUUAAAUAAUUUCAACAGCAUGACAGUAAUGUUUUUCCUUAACCACUGGAUCGCAGCUGUUUCAAUUGUACCACAGAGUGGCACAAAAGUGAAGCCAAGCACCGUCACAGCACAAUUCUAAUCUCUCCCGUGGAGUCGCCGCUCCGACUCCAGUGUCCAACAGCCGGUUCCCUGUUCUGGCAGCUAGAUAAUGCAGCAUCAUUACAAGCUAAACAGGACAACAACAUGCGAGGGUGUUUGAAAAGGAAGCUCCUUGGCCCAUUAGCCAUUUCUGUGGUCUUUGUGUCUGCAGUGUGUCUUCAAGCUGUUGCUGGACAGAGAAUAGGGCUUUUCUCUCUGCUUUUCUUCUCUAGAGCCUGGUUUUGUUAAGUGGGCAGAAAGGAUCGUUUUAACGGAGGCGCCUGCUGACAGACAAGUGUUUUUCACUCACUUGUGUGCCUGUGCUGGGGCAGGAGGGGCCGCAACAUAUCUGUUUCAAAUGAACUACAGAGGUCUGUUGUCAUACAAUGGCAUCUUUGUAAGCAAAGUCCCAUCCAUGAUAUGAAAAUCAGUAAUGAGUGACAAAGUUUUGUACUUAAGUAACAAACAACAACAACAACAAAAAAGAUUUAAACCAAAUAGCUGUUGUCUAUUUUUUCCUCUGUCUGUCUUUGACUGCAAAUACACUGAACAGCUCUAUAAUAUAAGGGAAGAAAAAAAUCUACUGUAUAGAUUGUUAUUGUUUUUGAUGAAAACUGAGCUGUAAGAUAACUUUUGGAUUCUCACAAUGUUAAUUAAAGUUACCUCUUGUCUGUGA